Molecule: messenger RNA, 3709 nt
Organism: Fundulus heteroclitus (mummichog)
Lineage: Eukaryota; Metazoa; Chordata; Actinopteri; Cyprinodontiformes; Fundulidae
Gene: nup133
Product: nucleoporin 133
Exons: 25
Coding region: 174-3590 (1138 amino acids)
Biological process (GO): poly(A)+ mRNA export from nucleus; protein import into nucleus; transcription-dependent tethering of RNA polymerase II gene DNA at nuclear periphery
Cellular component (GO): nuclear pore outer ring
Molecular function (GO): structural constituent of nuclear pore; protein binding
Source: RefSeq, a predicted model, not a curated record
GUCAAAUCGUCGCGACCCAACCGCGCGUUGUUUGUAGAUAGACAGUUGUGGUGCGGUGUGACUUCGUCUGUCUUUAGCAGUUUUCUGUGCGGAUUUCCUCAGCCUGCUCCUUGGUGUGAAGACAGCAGAAGCUCUUUAUCGACUGUUGAGCAGGUCGGAGUCCAGGCGCAGACAUGUUUAGCCCCCGGAACACUCCGGUCUCCGGCCGCAGGCAGCAGGGCAGAACCCCAGGGAGGAAGAGCGUCUCCGGGGCGGCUGCUGGGCUCAUGUUUUCCCCGCGCAGGACGCCUAUGACGCCGAGGUCGACGUCGUCCCGAGUGCAGAACCACACAGCCACAGAGACCGUUCACUAUGAUGUGAUGCCGUUUGGCUCGGCGCUGCCAGUCAAAGUGAUGGAGGCUCUGACCAUGGCUGAUGCUGAUGACCCAAUCUCAGUAAACGUGAAUGAGAGCGGCUGGGCCUGGAUGGUUUGUGGAGAGAGACUGAUUAUCUGGAAGAUCUGCCAGACUGCUGUAGCCAAGCUGUCCGUCUGCAAAGAGCUGCAGCUGCCCAGCAGUGAGUACACCUACACGGCGGGCCUGGUGGCUCUGACCUCUGCGACCCCUCUGGAGGCGGCCGCUGUUCAGUCCAUCUCUGUCCUGGCCGUGGCUGCAGAAGGGAGGGCUCGCUUCUGGCCAAGCCUGGCGCACGAAGGCACCUACACAGAGUGUGACGUCAACCUGGGGGACCUCUGCAACUUUGUUGUUGCUCUCAGAGGUGGAAGCUUCGUCUUAUCGUCUGUGAAGAACCAGCUGCUAAGAGCGAGGGCAGACUCUUCAGGGAAGCUGCAGUAUCGAGCUCUGCAGCAGGGUCAGGGGAUGCUGUCUGGUAUCGGACGCCGUGUGUCCAGCCUGUUCGGCAUCCUCUCCCCUCCAGCUGACGACGUGCUCCACAGUGUGCUGUGGGUGGAAGGAACCAGCUGCCUGUACUCUCUGACCAGUUCCACUGUGAGUAAGUGGGAGGUGGACGACAGCACCGAGCACCAGUUGUACAGCUGGGACACCAGGAAAGCUCUGACUGAGAGCAUCGUGGAUUCAAUCUGGGGGUCAGAGAGCAACUACGAGGAACUGAAGGAGGGAGCAAAUGUCACAUACCUGGAUAUGAAGUUCAGCCAACUGGGCCUGGUGAUUUUGGCUGCUGCCUGGCAUCCAUCAGAUACUCCAUGCCUGGCGUAUUUCUGCCUGGUCACCCUGCAGGAGUCAGGAGGCACCAUCUGUGACCAGUUCAACGUUGAAGUGACUAAGUAUAGCUGUCCAUUCCAGAGUGAGGAAGACCUGCAGGCCACACACUUUGUGCUGCCCGAUCCACCUGGCACUACCGCCCUUCUGUACAACAAGGCGAUGGUGUCCGCCUGCUCAACAGGCACCAGCAGGGCGGCGCUACCAGAUGAGAAAAUUAGCUUUAACUCACCAGGUGAUAUUAUACAUGGAGGAGGCUGCUGCGCCAACCUGCCGGUGUUCUUCUCCCAGAACAGUGGUCUGAUAGCAGUGGUGGGCAGAGAGAGUGCCUCCAUCCUGCCGGAGACCAUGGAGGACUCGCUGUGCUCUUCCCUGGCUGCAGCACCAGAGAUUUCUGCGAUGGAAACACCAACCAGAUCAGAGCUGAUUGCCCAGGAGGAUAAAACCAAACUGCUGAAGACAGCCUUCCUGCAGUUUUGUCGUAAGGAUCUGGUUGGAGCUCAGACGUUAACAGAUGACCUGUUUCCUGCUGACGGUGAUGGAGAGGAAGGAGCUGAGCUGGACAGCAUUGUGGUUCAGAUCGACCUGGAACUGGUGGAUGAUUACCCAGCUUCAGACCCUCGCUGGGCUGAGUCUGUCCCUGGUGAGACUGUUGGUUUUCCUCUCACAUCCCUCAUCAUCCUCCACCAGCUGGAAGACAAGAUGAAGGCUCAUUGUUGCUUCAUGGACUUCCUGCUCCAGGUGGGUCUGCUGGACCGGCUCAGCCAGGUGACCGUGAGAUCGUAUCCCAUGGCAACACGCCUGCUGUUAUGUGAGCACGCUGAGAAGCUGCAAGCGGCCAUGGUGCUGAAGAACCACCACAACAAACACGCUGAGCUGGUGAACCGAGCCAUCAACAUCACUCUGCAGAGGAGCAACACCCCCGUGCCCCCUAGCCUCACAGCAGCCGAUGUCUUCUUCAGGGAGGUGUCUCAGAUCUCCCUGUUGUUUGACGGUCUGGUCGAGGAGGAGGAGCGGAUCCUGAAGGAGAAUCCAGUGGACUCCAUGGAGUGGGCUGAGGCUGUCCUCACAGUUAACACCAUUCUCAAGGACGUGCUUCAGGCUGCAGGUCAGUACAGAGAAACAAAAGCCUUCAUGUACAGAGCUUCAGAAAACGCAGCUGCAGAGCCUGAAUAUAUUCCAUGGACAGCAUCCGGUGGUGUAGGAGGCGUUCGCACCAUCAUUUCCCACCAGCAUGAAAUCAUCCUGCACUCAGUCUACCCACACGCUGACUCGGAGUUACGCAGUGUCCUGUGCGAGCAGCUGGUGGCGCUGCUGGACAUCUACCUGGGUGGCUUUGUGGCCCAGCUAUCCUCUCUACAAAAGCAAGGAGCCCUGGGGACCCAACAGGAGCGCUACGACACCUUGGAGAUGGAGUACAGCCAGCGGCGCUCAGAGCUGCUCAGCCCCCUGCUGGAGCUCGGGCAGUAUCAGUGGGUUGCUGCGCUGGCUGAGAAGUACUGCGACUUCGACAUCCUGGUCCAGAUGUGUGAGCAAACCGACAACCAGAGCCGCCUGCAGCACUACGUGGCUAAGUUCGCUGACCAGAACUUUGAUGACUUCCUGUUCCGUUGGUACAUGGAGAAAGGAAAGAGGGGGAAGCUGCUGUCCCAGGCCGCCGUGCAGCACCAGCAGCUGGCCAGCUUCCUGCAGUCUCACCAACACCUCAGCUGGGUUCACUUCAUCUACAUGAACGACUACCAGAACGCCCACAGGACUCUCUACAGUCAAGCCAACAAAGAAACACGCUACUUUGUAAAGAAGAAGACGCUGCUGGCUCUCAGUAAACUGACUGCGCUGGCCUCAGACCUGCCUCAGGACAAGCUCAGCAAACAAGUCGAUGAUAUUGUGGAGCAGGAGCGCUUCCUGCUGCACCAGGAGACUCUCCCCAGGCGCCUCCUGGAGGAGAAACAGCAGAACCCCGACACCAUGCCUCUGCUCAGCGCUCAAAACCUCAUAGAGCUGUACAUCUGUGAUGACAACAGGCAAGCCAACGAGUAUGACUUCAAAAAAGCUUUGGACCUGCUGGAGUACAUCGAUGAGGACGAUUCUGUGGACAUCGAUUCUCUGAAGUGUGAAAUCUUCAGCAAAGCGCUCAGGAGGGACGACUGGUCCUCUGCUGACGGGAACGACGAUCCUCUGGAAGCAGCUAAAGACAGCAUCUUUGUCAAGAUCCUCCUAAAACUCAUUCAAGAAGGUGUUCCCCUGCAGACAUACCUGCCUGAUGUGAAAGAGCUGCUGGAACAAGACGAGUUGAGCACUUUGAAAUCAAAGCCCUACUUUGAAUUUGUCCUUCGAGCCAACUAUGAACAUUACCUUCAGGCUCAGAUGUGAUGACUGCUUUUUCUCGCAGUAAAGCUCGUCGUGCUUCUGUUUGUCUUUAUACUCUAAUGAUGUUCAAGAUUUGUAUGAGUUGUGCUCUUUUUCUAAAUAAAUAUGUUGGUAAUUCUGGA